Peronospora matthiolae is the source of this 198-nucleotide messenger RNA. The record is from the annotation of a GenBank genome assembly. Lineage: Eukaryota; Oomycota; Peronosporomycetes; Peronosporales; Peronosporaceae.
AUGGAUGGAAAAGUGGUGUCAUGGGCGUGCAAGAAGCAGACUGGCGUCGCCCUGAGCACCAUGGAAGCUGAGUUCAUCGCGUCUUCACAGGCAGGGCAUGAUUUUUUAGGGCUGAAAGAACUAUUCGGCGAGCUGGAAAUGAAGGUCGUUGAGCCCAUUCCGAUGGGGUGGACAAUCAAGCCGCCAUCAAGCAACUAG